UUGAAGCAAGUUGAAGAGUAUAUGGCUUAUAAAAAAUACCCUCCGAGUCUUCGACAGCGGAUUACCGGCUACUUCGAGCAUCGAUACAAAGGCAAAAUGUUCAACGAGAAAGAAAUUUUGAAUGAACUCUCUGAGUGCCUUCGUGAACAAAUUCUAAACUACAACUGCCGAGCGCUGGUUGCCACGGUGCCUAUCUUUGCCAACGCGGACCAGAACUUUGUAUCAGAGGUUGUUGUGAGACUGAAGCAAGAACUUUUCCAGCCGGGUGAUUUGAUCAUCAAGGAAGGAACUUGUGGAAAUAAAAUGUAUUUUAUCCAGGAAGGUGUGGUGAAUAUCAUCACAAAAUCGGGGACAAUCGUCACGCGACUAACAGAUGGGUGUUACUUUGGUGAAAUAUGUCUUUUGACAAACGCUAGACGCGUGGCUACAGUUCAGGCCGACACCUAUUGUACUCUGUAUUCAUUGGAACAAAAGCAUUUCUAUGAAGUCCUUGAAAACUUUCCUUCCAUGCGACAAACGAUGGAAAAGGUCGCAGCCGAAAGGCUACAGAAUAUUGGACAGAGACCCUCGAUAUUAAGGCAUUCAAGGUCAGACGAGCCGUCAACCGAUGCAGACCGAAUCGCGAAUCAGCGAAAAGGUAGGAGAAAAAAUAAUUUCACUUGGAUGAAACUGGAGGGACAGGGCACACGUGGAUCAGCUAAUGAAGAUGUGGCCUCAUCAGGUGAAUCAACAGACAACGGCGACAGUCAAGCCGUGAAAGAUCCAAAGCAGUCCAUCUCUCCCGGUGUUUGUGCACAACAAAACACAAAUGAUAUGCUCAAAACGAUCAGUGAAUUGCAGGGGAGCAGUACUUCACCGAGUCACAAAAACAGCUGCUUUAAUGCGGAUACGAGUACAGCAACAAAUUUCGAGACGUCUCGAGUUUGA
Messenger RNA from Opisthorchis viverrini, 927 nucleotides. RefSeq lists its product as hypothetical. NCBI's taxonomy places the organism in Eukaryota, Metazoa, Platyhelminthes, Trematoda, Opisthorchiida, Opisthorchiidae. Bases 22 to 927 code for a protein of 301 amino acids. The record is from RefSeq and is a predicted model, not a curated record. The transcript is spliced from 4 exons.